Messenger RNA from Colius striatus (speckled mousebird), 6336 nucleotides. RefSeq names its product galectin like (gene LGALSL). NCBI's taxonomy places the organism in Eukaryota, Metazoa, Chordata, Aves, Coliiformes, Coliidae. The transcript has 5 exons. The record is from RefSeq and is a predicted model, not a curated record. The coding region runs from base 167 to 682 and encodes 171 amino acids. Gene Ontology annotation, molecular function: carbohydrate binding.
UCGCCUUCCUACUUCUGCACCGUCUCGGGUGCCGCUCCAGCUCCGCCACUGCCCCUCAGCCGCCGGUGCUGCCGCGCAGCCCCCCUCCUUCCCUCCCUCCCUCUCCCCCGCCCCCGCCGGUCCCCCUCCGCCCCGUCGCCAGCGCCGCUGCCGCCGUUUCCACAAGAUGGCGGGGACCGUGGCCGAGCGGGACGCGCUGAAAAUAGAGGACGGGCAUUUAAACAACUCCCUAGGAUCUCCGGUGCAAGCUGAUGUGUACUUCCCUCGCCUGAUCGUCCCCUUCUGUGGGCACAUCAAAGGAGGAAUGAGGCCGGGAAAGAAGAUCUUAGUUAUGGGCAUAGUGGACCUCAACCCCGAGAGCUUUGGCAUCAGUCUGACUUGCGGAGAGUCAGAAGAUCCUCCUGCGGAUGUAGCUAUUGAACUGAAAGCUGUGUUUACAGACAGACAGUUUAUCAGAAACUCUUGUGUAGCUGGAGAAUGGGGGGAAGAGCAAUCAUCAAUUCCUUACUUUCCAUUUAUACCGGACCAGCCUUUUCGGGUUGAGAUCCUUUGUGAGCAUCCCCGUUUUAGAAUAUUUGUGGAUGGACAUCAGCUCUUUGAUUUUUACCACCGUAUUGAAACACUGUCAGCAAUUGACACGAUAAAGAUAAAUGGAGAUCUUCAACUUACAAAACUUGGCUGAGCUUGUUAGGAUUGCAGAUUCCAACUUGGCUCAGGUGCCAUUGUCCGUUUGGAGAAGUGACAGCCGGCUCUGGACACAGCUAUGGUAGGAAGGCUGCCCUGUUCCUUUUCCGCAUGCAGUUCUUCACUCCUGUGCUGAUGAACUGGGCUGUUGUUUAUCCUAAUGAAGAACAUUGUUGGUUAAUAGACAUUGAGCCAUUUUUUCUUGGAUCAAAAUAGCCCACCUGUGCUGGAAAAUCAAAUUGGAAUGGAUUCACAAAGACUUGCAGUCUCGUUUCAGAUCUCACAGAAAAGCAAUUUCUGAAAUGCAGCACUAAAACUGGUUACUGAACAGCAGUGACAACAGCAACAAAAAAAGUUUUGCAAAUAUUGUUUCUGCACUGAAGUGGAGUAGUGUAGCACAACACAGGGCCACGUGCUGGUGUCCUAACCCAGGGCCUGAGCCUGGUUCCAUGGAAACUGAUGGCAAAACUCCCACUCACUUUAAUGGGGUACAAUCAAACUGUCGUAGUCCUUAGUCAAGCACAAUUGCCACCAGUUUCUAUGGGAUUUUUGCACAUGCCUAGGGGCCAGCUCUUCUGCUGGGGUAAAUGAGCAUUAUACCUCUGUGGCUCACAGUGGAAUUUUGCUUAUUGCUCCCAGCCGCUGAUUUGGCCCAAGGACUGUGCAAAAACCGAAUGAGGGUGUCAGGACACAGCCUGUAUAUUUUAGUCAGGGUAUUUGCAUAGAAUGUAGAUGGUUCCGAGUUUUUGCACAAUGUAUUGUUGAUACAAUUUUUAAAGCUUAUCUGUAGUUUAUUUAUUUAUACUCAUUGUAUGUAUUACUGGUAAAAAUGAACAAUCUUACUGAUGGUUAAGAACAGCAAAGUGUAAACAUUUUGAAUGUACAAAAUGUCUUUGGUUCUUUGGGUCAAAUUUACAUAGCAUUCUUGAAAAAUCAUGUUUCCUGUCAAACAUUUAGUUAUAUUUUAAUGGAGCCCUCUAGGCCUUGGGAAAAUGUGGGCAUGGUAGUUGGUGGGGGUGGGAAUCUUCGCAUAUUCACUAGAAACUGUUUUUCAGGGCUUACUAACUUCGCUGCACAGGAUAGGUUGGAGUUCAAGUUUUAAAAAAAUUCACAGCAAAUCUGUAGAUUUAACUGUGCUUUUAUAACCUGAGAGUAAGUAAAAUUUAUCAGUCUCUUAGUUCAGAAAGAAAACUAUCUUCUUUCUUUCCAAGGGAGAUGGGAGAAUUUUUUGCACUUGUUUGAGAACAUAUUCGGCCUUUGAUAUGACAAUUAAAACUUGUCUAGACAGCCAAGUUAUUAAUGCUUGAAAAUCAGCUCCUGCACAUGAAUAAUAACUUUUCAAGUAGCUUUUUAAAUAGUAGGUAUAGCUGUAUAAACACAGUCAUUGUGCUACACUAGAAAUGAACACAGCCACUUUUCUUGAUGACUUUAGGACUAAAUACACUUUUUUCCUUGGCUGCUCACAACAGACUGUAGCAGGUCUUUCUGAGUAGUUAUGAUAUAAACAUAUAUGUAGGCAAUUUUGAAAACAUGUAAUAUAGGGACUUUCUAAAGACACAGAAUACUAAAACAUCCUUUGUAGCACAGUAUUAAAAAAAAAAAAAAGAAGAAUCUCACAAACAGAAGUAUGUUAAACCUGCAAUAAAGCUGUGGUUUAAAGCAACCAGAACUGGAAUAUCCAAAGUGAAGGGUAGAAUGCCAGUUGCAAAGCCUCAUUUUAUGCUAAUUUGGCCUGCAGUUAAGAAGCCUUAGACUGCAAGCUAAAAUUCCAACUGUGGCUCUAGUCCAAAGCCUGUUGAGGUCAAUCAGAGUCCUCUGAGCAUAGAAGCCUGAUUCUUAUUUCAUGCAAGUGCAAAUCUCUUUGUAAAGCCAUGGGGGAGUUGCUGCUGCUGCAGACAAGUUAAGAAUCAGGCUGCCACCUAUAAAAGACAAGUUUCAAAUGGAAAUUUUAGCCUUAACAUUGACAUUACCCGACUUUUCCUCCUUUUUCCAAAUUGAGAGCCCGUUAUUUUCCAGAUGAUCUUUUCAUCUGGUGGGUAGCUUUUAAGUUGUACAACGGAUUCUAUUUGUACUCCAGAUUGAAUCUUGAUAAGAAAUGUUCCUGUCUUGCUCUGUUUUUACUCUUUUACAUGAUACAUGAUGACUGUGUCAUUUUCCAUUGUAUAAAGAAUGCUGACAGUGUUUCGGUACAAAAUAUAUUCUUAAAAAUGAUGAUGAGGAUGAUAAUAAAAAUCCAAGGGAAAGGUGCUUCUACAUGAGGUGUUUGGAUUAUUCUCUAGCUUGGAAAUGCUUUAUGGUUCCAAAGGAGAUGCAGGCAGAUGAAUUCUGUUUGGAGAGAUAUUUAGCACCUUCCUUGCCUUACACUUCCUCCAACUAGCCAUGUAAAGCCAGGUUUCCUGAUGCAGUACCAUUGCCCGUGUCUCUCCUGCUUAGUACAGUGGGCCAGAAGUAGGAGGCUGGAGAGACAGAGUAAGUAGCACCAUGACCUUGCAGUAGCACAAAACCAAAAGGGAUGUCCCUGACAGCACACUAGUAGAGAAUCCCCCUCCAUGCCUUUACUUUAGCCCAGAAAAAGCAAUUUGGCUGACUUGAAUUUUCAUCAGCUUGGGAUUCCUGGUAGGUUUGGCACAGCCCUUGGACUUCUGUUAUCCUUCAUGGGCUGGGCAGAGCACAGUGCCUGCACCAGGGAUGCCCAGAUAACUUGGUGCAACACCGUGUCCAUGGCAUCUCUGUCAGGUUCAGGGACACUGCCUUACCUCUGUUCCCACUCACUGUGCUGGGCGCUCCUAUUUGUUCCUCCUCCAGUAGUUUUUCAUCUUGGGAAAAUGUUUUUUUGAACCUGAUUCUGGUUUUGCCUUUGCAUAACCCCACCAGCCACAGUGCCCACUGCCUGAUUCUGCCCUGUUGUGGUUUCUUGAGCUAGGCUUUGGGGCAAGAAGGGCUGUGAACCCACUUCAGUGGGUUGUGGUUUGGCUGAGAGCUCAGGAAAGGGCAGAAACUCGCAGUUAAGGCUUCCACAUCUAUUUGUCUGUUUAAUACCAGUUUGGAAGCCUUUUUAUUUCUCUUUUGCUCAUGGGCAGUACUGGGCUGUGUCAGGCAAAAAAGCAUCAUGUCCAUGUAACUAAGGGCUGUUCCACACGUGCUUGGCUCAUGUUGGCCAAUCAUGUUGAGAAGCAACUGCUGAACACUUUCAUGCACGAUGUAAGUCAGAGAAAACUGAAGCCUUACAUAUUUCUGUUCAGUUGGACUUUGAGCCAAAUGUAAAUGUUUAAGAUGGGAGACCAUGCUGCAAAAUUAUAUCUGAGUUUUUUGGUCUCCACAAUUUAGAGAUUAUUCAGAUCUUCAUGUUGGAUAUAAGCCCUCCUAGACCUAAAAUAAGACUUUUUUCCAAAUUGGGCCAGGUUUUCAACAUGGUUUUUGGUAGGGACAAGUAGUCUGUGAGCUUCUUAUAAGCUGCAGUUCUUCAGGACUAGGUGAGUGUGUGAACAAACACUUGAAAUCAUAUGCUAGAAUUUAUUAGCUGAGUAUUUUCAUGGUUUCCUCUGAAUGAGGAAAUUAAUUCUGAAAUGAAAGAAGCCUUGAAUGGGUAAAACCCAUGUGGAGUGGAAUCACUCCACUUAGCAUAGCUUUAUUUUUUCCAAAGAGGAAAAAGCAAAAAAAACCCAAAACAACCAAAAACCCAUGACCAAAUUAUUUAGCUAUGUUUGGAAUUGGCUGUGAUAAAGAUUAUUUAAUUUAAAAAAAAAAAAAAAGAGGUUGAUGCCUACUCAGAAAGAGCCUUGAAAUACUGAAAUAUCAUGUGAGGUAGUCUAUGUCUAAAUGUAUUUCACAUAAAUGCUUUUUCACAGCCAAGUGGGUAAAAAUGUUACCAAAUACCUUAUUUUUGUGUCACAAUUAGAAAUGUUUGCCCCACCUUGAAAGAACAUUUUGUACUAAAUAUUCACGUUGUCUAUGUGAACUUGCACUAACAUAUAUUAUACUGUCCCUCCCCUCGGCUUGCUUGAGACGAAAUAGGCGUAAUAUUGCUAAACCGGUUGAAUGUGACAUCUGCUUGAGGCAUAGCAUCUUUCUCAAGGGCUGUUUUGAGUAAACAGCCUGAAAACCAAAGAGAGAACCUGAUUCACCAUUCUGCUGUGCCAGCUUUCCACCCUUGUCACUCUUCUGCUGUGACGCUGAGACUGAAGCCUCGCGAUUUUAAUGGAAGGGAGCAACACUGAGAUUUUUAUCUUUUGGGAUUUAAAAGUAUUUGUUGUAGAGGAAAGAAGAACAGAGUACCCACAGUGCUCUCAAGCAUGGUAGUAGGGUUGGGGUAGCAUGAUGUGCUGCAGUCCUAAUGGAGCAUGAGUUCAGAAAGACAUAGCAGGCAUUUCAGAGCCAGCCUAGAGCACAGACUAUGGAGCUGCAGGACAGUUUCCCAGGGAUGGGCAUUUGCCACAUAGCUGUCAUCUUCCACAACCCCAUACUAAGACAUAGAGCAAAAAAACCAGCAUUGCUUACAAGUUUGGAAAGGCAUGAAUGAGUUCAUGUUCCUACUUGCCUUCUUUAAAAGAGGCUCCCAAAUAAAUAAGAGGAAAAUUUAAGAGUAGCCAUGCCUCUAAGGCAAUUUUUUCACUGCAGACAUUGAAGCAGUGUAUCUGAUGUAGGGUUCAUCUUGCCUCCCAUCAAUAAUCAGUGCUCCACACAGAAUUCUACAGCACUGGUUUCUGCACUGAGGCUGAUUACAGGGACCUUCCCAGGCAGAAUUCUGCUAAGCCAGUUAGUGACAGCUCUAAGCAACCUCCCAGCACCCCUGGAAUUGAUAUGACAGUAUGAGGAAAAAGAGUCAGGCUGAGAGCAGCCCUAAAUGAUCACCAGGAUAAGCACAGAAGUUAGGGAGAAAAGCUUCACAAGUCUAGGAAGAGUUAGUGACCUGGUGAGAUUUUUUUGUAACUAUGGGUGUUGUUCUGAUUUUCUCACAUAGAUCAGAAAGCGUACAGGUAAAAGUCACUUUACAAUGACUGGCAUGUGGGGUUAGAACCAAGGCCAACCCAAAUGGGGAGAAAAAAUGAGCUGCAGACGCUUUAUCUAGCUUUGAUACACCCUCUCAGCUCCUCCCAGCAAUCAGUGCUGUUAUGAACAUACACAAUUAAUACAAAGAGAUUCAGCAGCAUGUGCUAAAUCAAAAUAAUAAACUCAUACUUUGCCACAGGUCCUCCCUAGCUUCUGUUGCUAGGCCUCUCCAUCUGUCUGUCAACAAAUAACUACAUCCUGCUCCUUUUAAAACCCCUGGCAGAAAUCCCUUUGACUUUCAUGGAAAUAGGUCCAUAAGAAAAGGGGUAUUUCUAGCUCUCCCUCUCCAGUUAUUUUCAGCUGGGCCAUACUGUAAAACUGGGUUUAUUUUUAAGUAUGAAUAGAGGACUAUUUCUGUCUGCAUUAUCCAUUUGAUAGAGUCAACAGAAAGCACAGCCUUUCUCGGCUGUAGUAACACUGGUUUCACAGUUAGCUGAUGAAAUGUCUUAUAUUCAUUACCUUCUGAUUUUAAACAAUGAGGGUGUGCACAAAACAGCCGGGCAAUAAUAGCACUAUGUAUCAUUCACCACAGAUCUAUUUUUAUGUGUUGUGCCAAUUUCAUAAUGAACUUUUAAUAAUAAUAAAGCAUCAAAUCUUCACAAA